AUGGGCAAAGGUGAUGUCGUCUUUCGUGGGGCGCCGCCCCACAUGUCUGUGGACUGUGCGCAGGCUCGCGGGAGAUCCUGUCGCAAGGCCUGGGAUCAGGGACACUACUAUCUGCAAUGCCCCAAGAUCGGUGCAAUUUACAUGACAACCACGGCCGCGUGCUACACAUGCUUUGGGGUGUCGCCCGAAUGGGUGACUUCUCUGUGGCAAAGCUGCAAGAUCACCAAAGAGACGGCCGAGAAAGAAUAUGUGAAGUGCAAAAAACACGUCCGGGCGUACCUGGAGAAUGUGAAAUUUCACACCCAGUGUGUUCGUGCCGAUGCUGUGGCUGAACGACAGGCAGCUGCCUUGCGUGACUUGCAGCCCUUGAUGAGAGACCCCAUUCGAGUACAGCAGGUGGAGUCCGAUUUUCUGCCACAAUUCAGACGGCCAAUGUUUCGGCGCAAGUUUCUUGUCUUGACAGGCCCUACAAGAUUGGGAAAGACUAUUUAUGGCCGUGGCUUGUUUGGGCAUGAUGCCACUCUGGAGCUCAACUGCUCCGGCGUCCUUCAUCCGGACUUGCGUGAGUACGACCCACUUCGCCACAAAGCAAUCCUUUUCGACGAGGCCUGCUGCCAGAUGGUUUUGGCCCACAGAAAGCUUUUCCAGGGCCCUGUCGAGGAAGUCACUUUGGCCCAUAGCUCCACGAACAUGUACAGCUACUCGGUCUUCGUGUAUGGUGUGGCCAUGCUGAUUACCUCUAACUCCUGGCGCACAGAGCUGCAAGAUUGCAGUCCGGAAGACCAGGAAUGGCUUCGUGGAAAUUCGAUAUGCAUCGAUUGCGAUGUUCGCAGCUUGACUAAGCAGAUCAACGCGCUGGCCCGUUCAAGUCGCAAAGCGAAACGACGGGAACUUGACGGGGGCUUGUCUCCUGCGCAGUGCGUGAGUUUGCUGGCUGUCUACAUCUUGUCCGGCUUCAACGUUGCAUUGGCAAUUGAAUUUUGCAGGCAGAAGAGGCAUGCCUGUACAUGGACUGAUGAGGACACUCAAGCGUUCGUGGAGAACCUGUACUUACAGCAGAGUGUCGAGGAUCUGGUUCGCAUCGAGACGGAGCAAAGCAAGCGCCGCCUGAUGGCAGUGCGGUUCAUAGCAAGUUGGGAGUGCCACAACUUUGCAAUCCACGCCAACCAGCAAGGGGCUGCGCCGUCAACGGCUCUUGUUGCCAGGAACUAUGUCUUGCAUGCUGCCCAGCUGGCUGCGGAGGCAGUGCCCCCCUGCCUGCAGCGUCGUGUUGAGCAGGGACCUGCUGCGCUUCCUGCAGCAAGGCGGGGCCUGCGCAAAUGGUCCCGGCGUUUUCGACGUCGCUGGGGCUUUCGCUGGGGGGCGUUGGAGGCUACAGAUUGCUCGUCGGUGCAAGAAACGGUGGACAAGGUGAGCCUUUUUUGGCACCACGCCGACUGGCUGACGUCACGCGUAGCGACGGACCGUGUCCCAGUCUACCUCAACCUGGAUGAGACCAGCGUCGCCUACUCUUUCUAUGCAGCACGUGGCUGGAUCUCGAAGAAGGUGCGGCGGCCGAGAGCCAGGGUUCCAGCCGCGCGUCGUCGAGGGUCCAUCACGCACGUGGCGCUCAUUAGCAGCGUCAUUGCUCUGCAGCCACACCUCCCCCAGAUCUUGAUCUGUGGUCGCAGGUCUGUGAGCAAGUCCGUGCUUGCCCGUUUUCAAUCGAUUGCACCAAAGAAUGUGGUCAUUUUCCAUCAGGCGAGUAGUUGGAACACCGCGAGCAUCAUGUGCGAGAUACUCCGCCUGGUGGGAGCAGUGUUGCGGGCAAAGUUUCCGUCCUACCAAGGCAUCCUGCUGCUUGACACUGCUCCAAUGCAUGUUGCCCCUGCCGUUGUUCGAGUGGCGCGACUGCAGCAGCUCUGGCUGCUGCCGGUGCCUCCGUCCACAACACAAUACGUUCAGCCGCUCGAUGUGAGUGUCUUCAGCCAAUACAAGGGCUUCCUGCAGUCUCGCAGCCGCGAUGUUCGCAUCGAACGAGGCGGUGUUGACGUAGAAGACUGGCUAAGACUUGUUUUUGCCGCGUGCGAUGCUUUUCUGAAUAACAAAGCUUGGUACAAAGCCUUUGCUUUGGUAGGCGUACCUGCGGACAGCCAACAAGGAGAAUUCGCAAGGUUGUUGCCCAAGCGGUGCAAGAUUGCGUUUGAUGACUGGAUUGGGGAAACGCCCCACCAGAAGAUAGAGCGUCUCAAGCGAGAGCGCCGCGAAGCAAAGGCUCUUGCCAAGCAACUUACAAAGGCAGUGAAGCAGCAAGUGCGCAAAGUCAAGAAGGUGCAGGAAUCUUGCAUGAUGCGAACUGACGGACAUGGAAUGCUCUUCGCCGCCAUCUCAGACAUGGAGCGCACAAGGGGACUGACGGACAUGGAAGCUCUUCGCCGCCAUCUCAGUCCUGGAGCGUGCAAGGGGUGCUCAGAGAAGGGUCCUGCUGCGUUCCUGGUGGGUUCUGUGGUACGAUCAGUACUGCGUGACUUUGUGAAGGACUUGCAGCGUCGCUUUCACUUGGAUCGCGCCACAGCUGCCUUGGAGCUCCACAGCCAAGUGAGUCUUGAGCGGAAGCAGGCGGCUGUGCACUUGCAUCUGAUGUGGGACAGCAGAAAAAGUGUGUCCAUGGGCAAAGGUGAUGUCGUCUUUCGUGGGGCGCCGCCCCACAUGUCUGUGGACUGUGCGCAGGCUCGCGGGAGAUCCUGUCGCAAGGCCUGGGAUCAGGGACACUACUAUCUGCAAUGCCCCAAGAUCGGUGCAAUUUACAUGACAACCACGGCCGCGUGCUACACAUGCUUUGGGGUGUCGCCCGAAUGGGUGACUUCUCUGUGGCAAAGCUGCAAGAUCACCAAAGAGACGGCCGAGAAAGAAUAUGUGAAGUGCAAAAAACACGUCCGGGCGUACCUGGAGAAUGUGAAAUUUCACACCCAGUGUGUUCGUGCCGAUGCUGUGGCUGAACGACAGGCAGCUGCCUUGCGUGACUUGCAGCCCUUGAUGAGAGACCCCAUUCGAGUACAGCAGGUGGAGUCCGAUUUUCUGCCACAAUUCAGACGGCCAAUGUUUCGGCGCAAGUUUCUUGUCUUGACAGGCCCUACAAGAUUGGGAAAGACUAUUUAUGGCCGUGGCUUGUUUGGGCAUGAUGCCACUCUGGAGCUCAACUGCUCCGGCGUCCUUCAUCCGGACUUGCGUGAGUACGACCCACUUCGCCACAAAGCAAUCCUUUUCGACGAGGCCUGCUGCCAGAUGGUUUUGGCCCACAGAAAGCUUUUCCAGGGCCCUGUCGAGGAAGUCACUUUGGCCCAUAGCUCCACGAACAUGUACAGCUACUCGGUCUUCGUGUAUGGUGUGGCCAUGAUUACCUCUAACUCCUGGCGCACAGAGCUGCAAGAUUGCAGUCCGGAAGACCAGGAAUGGCUUCGUGGAAAUUCGAUAUGCAUCGAUUGCGAUGUGCCUCUGUACAAGCCGUGA
This is a messenger RNA of Symbiodinium natans, 3489 nucleotides long. The record is from the annotation of a GenBank genome assembly. Lineage: Eukaryota; Dinophyceae; Suessiales; Symbiodiniaceae.